Messenger RNA from Misgurnus anguillicaudatus (oriental weatherfish), 2154 nucleotides. RefSeq names its product DEAD (Asp-Glu-Ala-Asp) box polypeptide 55 (gene ddx55). The record is from RefSeq and is a predicted model, not a curated record. Gene Ontology annotation, molecular function: nucleic acid binding; RNA helicase activity; ATP binding. Lineage: Eukaryota; Metazoa; Chordata; Actinopteri; Cypriniformes; Cobitidae.
CGUUUGUAACUUCCAUUUGUUUCUCGCUCGGAGCGAGUUAUACGUGACACGUAUUCAGCCCAUGUGAAGUACAUUUAGGCAGUAACUUAAUGGAUUAAACUCCUGUAAAAUCUUACAUUAUGGAAAACAUUACCGAUGGGAAAUGGGACAGUUUGCCCGUGAAACUUCAUGACGAUAUAUUACAGACUCUUAAAGAGCUGAAGUUUACAAACAUGACUCCGGUCCAGUCUGCCUGCAUCCCUUUGUUUAUGAGCAAUAAAGAUGUUGCUGCUGAAGCGAUUACUGGGAGUGGAAAGACUCUUGCUUUUGUGAUUCCUAUUUUAGAAAUUCUAUUGAAGCGAGAAGAGAAGUUAAGAAAAAUGCAGGUCGGUGCUUUGAUUAUAACACCAACCCGUGAGCUGGCCCUGCAGAUCACUGAAGUAAUUGGAAGAUUUCUGGAAAAAUUUCCUCAAUUUAGACAGAUUCUUUUAAUUGGUGGCAGUAACCCCAUCGAAGAUGUUGAGAAGUUUAAGACUCAUGGAGGCAAUAUCGUAGUUGCGACCCCUGGCCGUCUGGAGGAUAUGUUCAGAAGAAAGGCAGAUGGUCUUGAUCUGGCCACUGCUGUGAAGUCUCUGGAUGUUUUAGUCCUGGAUGAGGCAGACAGAUUGUUAGACAUGGGCUUUGAAAUGAGUCUAAACGCUAUUUUAGGGUAUUUGCCCAAGCAGCGGCGCACAGGGCUUUUCUCUGCCACACAGACGCAGGAGCUGGAGAAGUUAGUGAGGGCCGGCCUGAGAAACCCUGUUCGUAUUACAGUGAAAGAGAAAGGUGUGGCAGCCUCAAGCGUGCAGAAAACCCCAGCGAGACUCAGCAAUUAUUACACUGUUUGUCGAGCAGAGGACAAGUUCAACACUCUGGUGGCGUUCCUCAGACAGCACAAACAUGAAAAGCAGCUGGUGUUUUUCAGCACCUGCGCAUGCGUGGAGUAUUUUGGUAAAGCCCUGGAAAUCCUUAUCAAGGGCGUCACUGUCCAUUGCAUCCACGGCAAGAUGAAGGACAAACGAAACAAGAUCUUUGCAGAUUUUCGCGAGCUGAAGAGCGGGAUUCUCGUGUGCACUGACGUCAUGGCAAGAGGCAUCGACAUCCCAGAAGUCAACUGGGUUCUGCAGUAUGACCCGCCAAGCAGUGCAAGUUCUUUUGUGCAUCGGUGUGGACGUACCGCUCGCAUCGGAAACUAUGGUAGUGCGCUGGUCUUCCUGCUGCCAAUGGAAGAGUCGUACGUUAGUUUCCUCUCCAUUAAUCAGAAGUGCCCUCUGCAGAAGUUUCCUCCGGUGAAAGAUGUGGUAGAUGUUUUACCCAAAGUGAAGGAGAUGGCUUUAGGGGAUCGAGCAAUGUUUGAAAAAGGGAUGAAAGCUUUUGUCUCGUGUGUCCAAGCGUAUGCCAAACAUGAGUGCAGUCUGAUAUUUCGCAUUAAAGAUCUGGAUUUUGCUGCUUUGGCUCGUGGCUUCGCUCUCCUCCGACUGCCCAAAAUGCCUGAGCUGAGAGGAAAGACCUUUCCUGACUUCACAGAGAUCAAGGAUACAGACGCCAUCCGAUUUAAAGAUAAAAACAGAGAGAAACAGAGGCAGGUGAUGUUAGCGCAGCAAAAAGACAAAGAAACGGAAAAAUCGUCGAGAAGACACUUUGUUAAAAACAAAGCCUGGUCCAAACAAAAGACCAGAAAGGACAGAAAGAAGAAGGUGGCUGCCAAAAGAAAACUGAAUGAGGGGUCAGAUGUUGAUGAUGAGGACAUCAAUGAGCUCCUAAAUGAUACACGUUUGCUGAAGAAGCUGAAGAAGGGCAAGAUCAGUAAAGAAGACUUUGACAAACACAUGGACGCAGCAGGAACCUCAAUACACGGACGAACGGCUACGUCUCAUGACAGUUCUGAUGGAGACGGAGAAUGAGCUCUGAUUGGCUGUUUUAAAAAAAUGAUUAGACGCAUAGCCAUAUGUGUCGUGUCACAAAUUAGAAGACAUGCUGUAUCAGCAGUGUCAAUAUCACAAACAUUUUAUGUAUAUUGUACAAUAAGUAUGUAUUUUUUUUUACAAAUAUGUGAUUUGUAUUAAUGAUACUGACUGCUAAAAAUAUCACUGCCCAAAACAAACAGUAAAAUAAAGGUUUCUAAAUAUGUGAAAA